GAGCUCCUUUACCUUGGGGGUUUUCUGGCAAGAAUGGUCUAUGAUUCUGAGAUGAACAAAGUAAGCGAUGCGUGGUCGAAGUUGAGCAAAGCAGAGGCGGAAGCGCUGGCAUUGUACACGAUGAAGUCCUUCAUCUUUCAUCCCACCACACCCGAUUCGAAGGUGUCCCGUAUCAUCAAGGAUGCAUUCUUCGCUUGCUCGAACACAGAUAAAUUUCCGUUUAUCUCGAAUCGAGGCAUUCGACACACAAAGGACAUCCGUCUUUACCAUAAUCAUUUCGAUCCCUUCAUGAGCACUCCAGUGUUGCCGGUCGAACUGCGUCCCAUAUUAACACCCAUGAUGCUUCCUGAUUAUCUCCGGGUCGGCCCGUACACCUUCAAAGAUGUCGUGAAGGAACUUGAUUCUCGGUGGCUGACUGAGACGGAGAUGGCUGCUUGCUUGCGUUGGUGGACCAAC
Molecule: messenger RNA, 456 nt
Organism: Suillus paluster
Lineage: Eukaryota; Fungi; Basidiomycota; Agaricomycetes; Boletales; Suillaceae
Exons: 1
Source: RefSeq, a predicted model, not a curated record